Messenger RNA from Drosophila takahashii, 1122 nucleotides. NCBI's taxonomy places the organism in Eukaryota, Metazoa, Arthropoda, Insecta, Diptera, Drosophilidae. The record is from RefSeq and is a predicted model, not a curated record.
AUGCAGAACCAGAUGAUUAGGCCACUUGUUGAGAGAGGCACAGGCACACAGCCCCUGCGGAAAACGGGCGCCAUGGCCAAGUUCACGUGCAUCGCCCCUGAUCCAUCGGAUUCUUGGCAAGCGGCUUUCGGCGGUGCCUGUGGGGUGCUGGUGGCCCACCCACUCGACACAAUCAAAGUAUGGCAACAGGCCUCAAAUUCAUCCGUCGUGACAGCCAUUCAACAGAUCUAUAGUCGCAACAAUGGGGUCAACGGCUUCUACAGGGGCAUGUUCUUCCCGUUCAUCUCGACGGGGGCGAUCAACUCACUGCUCUUCGGCAUCUACGGCAACCACCUGCGGCAGCUGAGGAAGGUGUGCCACAGUGAUUACCAGCGGGAGCAGCUGGAGUACCACAACAUGUUCCUGGCGGGCUCGGUGGCGGGAUUCGUCCAGUCCUUCAUCGCCUGUCCCAUGGAACUGAUCAAAGUCCGUCUGCAGACAGCGACCUAUUACAAUGACUACCUAUACGGGCAGCGGCGAACGGCCUUUGGCACUUUCAAAAGGAUACUCAAGACUGACGGGAUCUCGGGACUUUACCGCGGCCUAUUGCCCAUGAUGUGCCGCGACGUCCUGCCCUAUGGAAUCUACAUGCUGGCCUAUCGCCAGGGCGUUGACUACAUGGACAGCCGGGACUUUGUGCGCCGACGACGCAGUCAGUCGGAUGGAUCCAGUGUAAACCUGCUGGUCACCACUUUGGCUGGAGCCUGGGCCGGCGUCAUAUCGUGGGUGUGUGUCAUUCCGUUCGACGUGGUCAAGACGCUGAUGCAGGCGGACGAGAACCACAAGUACCGGGGGAUCUUCCACUGCGUGCGGGUGCAGUACAGGGCCUACGGCUGGAGGAGCAUCUUCCGGGGCAGCUGGAUGCUGGUGGCACGAGCGGUGCCCUUCAACGCGGCCACCUUCCUGGGCUACGAGUCCGCCUUGGAGUGGUGCCAGCGGUGGAACGGGGAUACCUAUGUAUGACCCAGAAGGACCAAUGGUGGUGAUUAAGAGCUUUAACUAGUUUGUAUGCUGUGUACUUUGAUAUCCCCUUAAACGAGUGUGAUGGAAACUUAAUAAACUAUUUAAGCUUUUUCUAAAUUA